This is a messenger RNA of Tarenaya hassleriana, 4022 nucleotides long. Its product is annotated as carbamoyl-phosphate synthase large chain, chloroplastic. The transcript has 6 exons. Lineage: Eukaryota; Viridiplantae; Streptophyta; Magnoliopsida; Brassicales; Cleomaceae. Gene Ontology annotation, cellular component: cytoplasm. Gene Ontology annotation, biological process: L-glutamine metabolic process. Gene Ontology annotation, molecular function: metal ion binding; ATP binding. The coding region runs from base 88 to 3639 and encodes 1183 amino acids. The record is from RefSeq and is a predicted model, not a curated record.
AAAAAGAGAGAGAGAGUUUCCGGAAACCCUAAAACCCCAGGCUGUUACGCGGAACAGAGGCAGCAGAGAGAACAGACGGAGAAGAAAAUGAGUCACCAUUGCUUAGACCUCUCUGCGAAUUGUUCAUCCCUUUUCGCCUCUCCGAAAUCUUGUUCGUCUCUGUUGCCGAUAAAGCUCUCCAGUUCCCAGUUCUUCUUUCGCUCUGGUAAGAAUUCACGGGGAAGAUCGAGGCUUACCUCUGCUUGUCCUCACUCGAGACUCCAGCCAUGGCGGUCGGGGUCCAUCACCAGAAUCUUCAACUCGUUCCGACCCGUCUCGGAGCUUUCCGACUCGGGCAAAGCUUGUUCUCCGGAGAAAGUGGGGAAGAGGACCGAUCUGAAGAAGAUUCUGAUCCUCGGCGCCGGUCCCAUCGUGAUCGGACAAGCUUGUGAGUUUGAUUAUUCAGGAACUCAAGCUUGUAAAGCCCUGAGGGAAGAAGGGUACAAGGUUAUCCUGAUCAACUCGAACCCGGCAACGAUCAUGACUGACCCUGAAACCGCCGACCGGACAUACAUAGCUCCAAUGACGCCGGAGCUCGUCGAACAGGUUAUCGAGAAGGAGCGUCCGGACGCUCUGUUGCCCACCAUGGGAGGUCAAACCGCCUUGAACCUCGCCGUGGCACUCGCUGAGAGUGGAGUACUCGAGAAAUAUGGGGUCGAAUUGAUCGGAGCGAAGCUUGACGCGAUCAAGAAGGCUGAGGAUCGGGAUCUGUUCAAGCAGGCAAUGAAGAACAUCGGGCUGAAGACGCCUCCUUCGGGCAUUGGCAACACGCUCGAUGAGUGUUUCGAGAUUGCAGAGAGAAUUGGUGAGUUUCCUUUGAUUAUCCGUCCUGCGUUUACUCUAGGAGGUACAGGUGGUGGAAUUGCGUACAAUAAAGAGGAAUUUGAGUCAAUAUGUAAAGCGGGUUUGGCUGCGAGUUUGACUAGUCAGGUUCUUGUGGAGAAAUCAUUGUUGGGUUGGAAAGAGUAUGAGCUUGAGGUGAUGAGAGAUUUGGCAGACAAUGUUGUGAUUAUCUGUUCAAUUGAGAAUAUCGAUCCAAUGGGUGUGCACACGGGUGAUUCCAUCACUGUUGCGCCGGCACAGACCCUGACGGAUAAGGAGUACCAGAGGCUUAGGGAUUACGCCAUUGCCAUUAUCAGGGAAAUCGGUGUGGAGUGUGGUGGGUCUAAUGUGCAGUUUGCUGUGAACCCGGUUGAUGGUGAAGUUAUGAUCAUAGAAAUGAACCCUAGGGUUUCCAGAUCUUCAGCUCUUGCUUCUAAGGCUACCGGGUUUCCCAUUGCAAAAAUGGCAGCCAAAUUGUCUGUUGGUUAUUCUCUGGAUCAGAUUCCAAACGAUAUCACGAAGAAAACACCAGCUAGUUUUGAGCCCUCCAUUGAUUACGUGGUGACUAAGAUACCUAGGUUUGCAUUCGAGAAGUUCCCAGGAUCUCAGCCUCUGCUAACUACUCAGAUGAAAUCUGUUGGGGAAUCCAUGGCUCUCGGCCGUACAUUCCAAGAAUCUUUCCAGAAAGCUCUAAGGUCUCUGGAAUGCGGGCACUCGGGCUGGGGAUGUGCAAAAGUUAAAGAGCUAAAUUGGGACUGGGAACAGCUUAAAUUCAGCCUCAGAGUCCCAAACCCGGACAGGAUCCAUGCAAUAUAUGCCGCAAUGAAAAAGGGCAUGAAAGUUGAUGAGAUCCACGAGUUGAGCCUCGUGGACAAAUGGUUCCUAACCCAACUCAAAGAGCUCGUGGACAUUGAACAGUAUCUUACGUCGAGGCCUUUGUCAGAGGUCACGAAAGAAGACCUUUAUGAAGUGAAAAAACGGGGAUUCAGCGAUAAGCAGAUCGCUUACGCCACAAAGACAAGCGAGAAAGAGGUUCGUACCAAGCGGAUCUCUUUAGGAGUUGUUCCUUCUUACAAAAGGGUGGAUACUUGUGCUGCAGAGUUUGAAGCCCAUACUCCUUACAUGUACUCUUCUUAUGAUUAUGAGUGUGAAUCUGCUCCAACCGACAAGAAGAAAGUUCUGAUUUUGGGCGGAGGUCCGAACCGUAUUGGUCAGGGGAUUGAAUUUGAUUAUUGUUGUUGCCACACAUCUUUCGCCUUACAGGAUGCUGGAUUCGAGACAAUAAUGAUGAACUCGAAUCCCGAGACGGUGUCUACAGAUUAUGAUACGAGUGACAGACUCUAUUUCGAGCCCCUCACUGUUGAGGACGUUUUGAACGUCAUCAACCUUGAGAAACCCGAUGGCAUCAUUGUGCAGUUUGGUGGGCAAACGCCUCUGAAGCUCGCUCUUCCGAUCAAACAUUAUUUAGACGAGCAAAUGCCCAUGAGCUCGAGUGGAGCAGGGCCUGUUCGCAUAUGGGGUACAUCACCGGACUCCAUUGAUGCAGCUGAAGACAGAGAGAAGUUUAACACAAUGCUGAAGGAGCUUAAGAUUGAGCAGCCAAAAGGAGGGAUUGCAAAGAGCGAGGCCGAUGCCCUUGCCAUUGCAAAGGACAUAGGUUACCCGGUCGUUGUACGGCCUUCUUAUGUUUUGGGUGGACGGGCGAUGGAGAUUGUGUACGAUGAUGGUAAGCUUAUAACGUAUUUGGAGAAUGCCGUUGAAGUUGAUCCUGAACGACCCGUUUUGAUCGAUAAGUAUCUCUCUGAUGCCAUUGAAAUCGACGUCGACUGCCUUGCUGAUUCCUAUGGAAACGUCGUGAUCGGUGGGAUCAUGGAACAUAUCGAGCAGGCCGGUGUUCAUUCGGGUGAUUCCGCCUGUAUGCUUCCCACGCAAACUAUCCCAUCUUCUUGUUUACAAACCAUUAGGUCAUGGACCACGAAGCUGGCAAAGAAGUUGAAUGUCUGCGGGCUCAUGAAUUGUCAAUAUGCGAUCACAACAUCUGGGGAUGUUUUCUUGCUCGAAGCGAAUCCCCGAGCUUCUCGGACCGUCCCGUUUGUCUCGAAAGCCAUUGGCCACCCUCUUGCCAAGUACGCAGCACUGGUGAUGUCGGGGAAAUCACUCCAAGACUUGAACUUUACGCAAGAGGUUAUCCCGAAACAUAUCUCCGUGAAAGAAGCUGUGUUCCCGUUUGAGAAGUUCCAGGGCUGCGAUGUGAUACUCGGCCCGGAGAUGAGAAGCACGGGAGAAGUAAUGAGCAUCAGCAACAUGUUCUCGAGUGCGUUUGCCAUGGCUCAGAUUGCCGCGGGGCAGAAGCUACCCUUGUCGGGCACCGUAUUCCUCAGUCUAAACGAUCUGACGAAACCCCACCUCGAGAAGAUUGCAAAAUCGUUCCUCGAGCUCGGGUUCAGGAUUGUGGCCACAUCGGGCACGGCUCAUUUCCUGGAACUGCAAGGCAUUCCGGUGGAGAGGGUCCUGAAGAUGCACGAGGGGAGACCGCAUGCGGGAGACAUGGUGGCUAACGGGCAGAUCAAUCUGAUGGUGAUAACGAGCUCGGGGGACGCUCUGGAUCAGAUAGACGGGCGUCAGCUCAGACGGAUGGCUCUGGCUUACAAGGUUCCGGUCAUAACCACGGUGGGCGGGGCAUUGGCCACUGCCGAGGCCAUCAAGAGCCUCAAGUCCCGCGCCAUCCAAAUGAUCGCUCUUCAGGACUUCUUCGAUGCCGAGAUAAUGGUGCGAUAAGCCUUGCUCUCACUAGGAGGAAGCCUAGUUGUCGGGUUAGUGUACGGUCCAAUUUGUUUCUCUCGUUCUCUGAUUUCAGUGCGGGAUUAGGGUUUCUGAUUGUUUAAACUCGGGGUUUUUUUUUGGGGGGGAUGAUGAUGAUGAUGAUGAUGAUGAACAGAUGAGGGUUGGAUUCUAGAUGCAUCAAGAUUUCUUGAAAAGGGUCGUUUGGCAUAACAGGUCAAAAUGGAACAUAUACUCAUAAUGAUGUAUUGGAAUGUGUCGACGAUACUCUUCGUUCUCGCAUUUGUACGAACCCAAUUCUGCAUUUUAUGCUCACGAUUCGAGUAUCCAUCAUGAUGAUGAUGAUGAUGAUGGACAUAUUUGGUUACUCUUGUUCAUAA